This is a messenger RNA of Amphibalanus amphitrite, 3613 nucleotides long. RefSeq names its product nascent polypeptide-associated complex subunit alpha, muscle-specific form-like. Bases 614 to 3355 code for a protein of 913 amino acids. The transcript has 3 exons. The record is from RefSeq and is a predicted model, not a curated record. NCBI's taxonomy places the organism in Eukaryota, Metazoa, Arthropoda, Thecostraca, Balanomorpha, Balanidae.
AAUUCUAGCGCACAUCAUUUUGGCGCCACUUCGUUGUGUAAAUUAAGGCCCUAUAUACUGUGUAACAAGGCCAUAUAACCUGUGUAAAUGCAAGGCUGUAAAUGAUAGUGGUAGUGUUUUUAUAUACCUUGAUAGUGGUAAUGAUAAAGUUGUUAGGUUGACAUGUUAGUUAUGUUAAAUUACACUUAAUAUCGUUUCUACUGCCUAUAAGUGGCCUUGCUUUAUAUGCACUGUGCAUAUAAAGCCUUGCUGUAUAUGCACAAAGUAACUACAAAAAGCAAGGCUGUGUUUUUGGUGUUUUUAAUUGGAGUCUUGGUGAAAUCCCCCUUUUGCACCCUAAGCUCUAAAUUGAAUAAAAACCACACCAUAUUGUCACUAAGUACAAACCACAUAUCAAUGUAGAAAAUUGGGUAGUACCUAAUUAAGCAGGUGUUGCACUUGUUUUUGCAACCUGUCCUGAACCAAGGAGGGGUGCUAUACCCAGAAAUUGAGAUGCUCAUUUUUGUGACCACCACCCACUGAUUUAACAUUUUGGAGGUGUCACUGGCAAGGAGUAAAGGCACUGUCCAGCAAGAGCACACUGUGAGUCUGUCACCUUCCUUUGUGUGCCGUCAUGGAUCCUGCUGAACGUGCCCGGCUUGUCCAAGAGGCAAUGCUGGAGUACGAGAUUCGUCAGAGCAUAGCCAUCUGUGGCCUGAGUGACAACCCAGCAGUCGAUUUGUCCUCGUCGAGGCUCAGCAAGAGGCUGGCCAUUCUGCAAGGGAAGCCAUUGGCACAGCGGUCACCGGAAGUAUGCAUCGCACCGAAGCCGCCAGGGGCUUCGCCCCCGGAGCCGCGGGUUGACUCGCUCCCGGAGCCGCGGGUUGAAUCGCCCCUGAAGCUGCUGGUGGAUUCGCCUCCGAUCCAUCCGCCGGCGGAUCCGCGCGGCGGCCGGUCUCGGGUCGGACGACCGCGCAAGUACCGGCGCCCGUUCCCUCCCCGGAGGCAGCGCGAAGCCACUCCCGAUCAGCCGGCCGACCUGCCGAGCGCCGAACGACAGGAGGUCCCUCGCAGCCGUGGUCGCGUUGGCCGGCCCCGCAAACGGCGCCCGCCCCCUCCCCCUCGCAGGGAGCGACGCGAGGCUUCUGUCGAUCCACCGAGCGACCCGCCGGCCGACCCGCUGGCCGACCCGCCGAGCGACCCGCCGGGCGCCGUCGGCCGAGGCGUGCCGCGCGGUCGUGGUCGACCCCGCGGUCGGCCGCGCAAGCGCUUCGGACCAGAAUGGGGGUUUAUGAUGCGCAGAGCGGCCGACGCGGACGCGACUAACCGAAACAGGGACGAUGACAGUGCCGGAGGCGGCCGCAGCAGCCCCGACGGAGCUGUCGGCCGACCUGACCCGACCGACCCGCCGAGCGCCCUGGGUCGUGGUGUGCCGCGCGGCCGUGGUCGACCUGUCGGUCGGCCGCGCAAGCGUCGCUUUGAUGAACAGUUGGCGAUGGCGCGCAAAGCGAUCGCGGCUAACCGUAGCAGAAACGAUGAUGGUGACGGAGGCAACCACAGCAGCCCUGACGUAGCGGCGCCGGGUCGCCAGCGCCAGGCCAGAUCGGCGGCGAAGAGGUGUCUCAAACGUCUGCAUCGCGGCGCGCAGAAGGCUUUCAGGGACACGCAAGAUAGUGCCGAUGAGAGCGUCAGCGGAGGCAUGAACGUGAACGCUGCGCGGGAUGCUAAGCGCCUGAAAUUAGAUGACCCGGACAGACAUUCAGAACAAUCAGAGUCAGACAGUGCCGGGGCAGAUGAGGUGACUCUGAGUGAACCGGAGGACGACUCGAUGGUGACGGUGUUUCCGUGUGUGCAGGUGGUGCAUGGGGACCCGGAGACCAGCUCGCAGGCCGACACUGUGACGCUGAACGGUCCGGAGGGCGGUUCGGACACCGGGUCUCCUGUACGGGACCCCAGCUCUGUGCGGGUGUCCAGCGGUUCCAACUGUGAGCUGCGCCCCUCGCCGCCGGCGCAGUCCGCUCCGCCGACUCGCCGCAUAGUGGUGUACCGGUCCGGGACGCAUCUGGCUGCUCGUGAGCAGAAGCCUCUACCUCAACUGGCCCCUCGACCGGUGUCCCGUUAUAUGCCAGCGCCCGGCUCUGUGCCUGUCAGUCAGCUCCAGCCAGGUGCUCGCACGGUCGUGGUGCGUUACCGCGGCGGUGCGACGGCAUCGGAUAUUGGCGCCCCCAGGCGAGUGGUUGUAAAGCGAUUUACUCCCCGGAGCCAAGUUGUAUACACGCAGGGGGUUAACACCGUCCAGAAGACGCCACAGCUGGUAGUAGGCCUCGCUAACGGACAGCUUCCCUCGGCGCCAGAGCCGUCGGACGGCGGCAGCGCUGAUGAGCGUCGGGCGAACCUCUCCUCUGGCGUGGAGCUAGAUGACCAGCAACGAAAGGCGCUCUCCGCCGAGGUGAAAAAGUUGCGACUCAAGCUCUCCGAAGAGGAGAAGGCGCUGCACCACGUGCGCGAGAGUCUAAACACGCAGGCAGCCGCCGCCUCCAACCCCCAUCCGGACGUGGACGCGCGCUAUCCGAUGCCGCCGUCGCCUCCGCCGCUGCCUGAUGUGGAUGACCCCGCGCUGUUCUCAGAGGGGACGAGUCCGGCCGCGCUGCGCCAGCUCCAGCGCCGCCACUGGGAGCUGUACCGGGUGGCGCUGCAGUCGGCGCUGGAGCUGCGGCGCGCUCAACGCAGCGCCGGCCUGGCCCGGCUGGACGCGUACGCCGAGCGGCGCCGGCUGCGACGGCUCUUCACCCCGGCUCAGUGGGACAUGGUGCGCCACAACCGCGAGCCCGACCAGUGGUCGGAGCACGACCUCGGCCGCGCCGCUCUGCUGAGGAAAUUCUGCGGGGACAAAGGCUACCACUUCCUGCAGUUCGCCUGGGACAUGCCUCUGCCCUCCCUGAGCUCACUCCCACCGCAGUCGGGCGAAACGGGGGUGGAACAGCCGUCACCGAGAGACGUCAAACCGCUGCUGGAAAUGAGUCCGCUAAUGCUAUCGGAAGAUGAAAUGGAGACGUCGCCGCAGCCACCCGACGACCUCAGACCUGAGCUGGAUGCGGGCACGAUGUUGGAAGUUGAGCUGGAUCCCGAGCCACCGUCACCAGAGGACGUAAAGCCGACGCCCGAUGUGGGACCCGAUCUGCAGAUGUCGCCACGGUCGUCGGGAGCUAGCUCGCAGGGCGAUCCGCUGUCGUUUUCGGGGAGGGAGCGGCAGGUGACGCCACCUCCGCCCAUCGGCGUGAAGCUUGGGCUACCGAGGCUGGUCCUGACGCCUGUUGAUACACGUAGGUCGCCUCGCAUCAGGGUAAAACGUGAGGUGGAGGAGGAGAUUUUGUGAGGUCUCCCGUUGCAGUCAUGUAGUAUUAGGUGAAGCGAGUCCAUUCUCUAAUCGUUCAAGCAUCAUUAUUCAUUAUCAUCAGAGCAUUGGUCAGUUCAUCAGUGCGUUGUGGUUGAGGCGGGGUGCGGGAUUGAUUUUACAUUGCAUCAGUAAUGCCGCUAUCAGAAGCGGGAAGUUGAGAAUUUCGAUCUCGUCGUGCCAGGCAUGAAUGUCUAAAUUGAACGUGUCUUUUUGUUACAAUAUAUUUGCCAUGUUCUG